Molecule: messenger RNA, 797 nt
Organism: Loa loa (African eye worm)
Lineage: Eukaryota; Metazoa; Nematoda; Chromadorea; Rhabditida; Onchocercidae
Product: 3'5'-cyclic nucleotide phosphodiesterase
Exons: 5
Biological process (GO): signal transduction; negative regulation of receptor guanylyl cyclase signaling pathway
Molecular function (GO): 3',5'-cGMP-stimulated cyclic-nucleotide phosphodiesterase activity
Source: RefSeq, a predicted model, not a curated record
CAUGGCUUGUUUGUGUCACGAUCUUGAUCACCGUGGCAAGAAUAACGCUUAUAUGAAAUCGAUGAGCAGUCCCCUGGCAUCAAUUUAUUCAACAUCGGUAAUGGAACAUCAUCAUUUCAACCAAACUGUCAUUAUUUUACAACAGGUUGGACAUAAUAUUCUGAAGUCUUUCUCCUCAGAGGAAUACAAGGAGAUAUUGGGCAUAAUUAAGCACUGCAUAUUAGCCACUGAUCUGGCGGUGUUUAGUAACAAUAAAAUGGAACUGGAAGCAAUUCUAACUGAUGGUACCUUUAAUUGGGAGAAUACGGAUCACCGACUUUUAAUGGAAGCUAUUCUGAUGACUGGCUGCGAUCUGAUUGCGGCAUCGAAACCGUGGCCUGUUCACACGGAAGCCGUAAAAGUAAUAUUCGAGGAAUUUUAUGAACAGGGAGAUGAGGAAAGAAGAAAUGGACAAGAACCUAUUGCAAUGAUGGAUCGAAAAAAGGCAAACGAGCUGCCUCAGAUGCAAGUAACUUUCAUGAAGCAUAUCUGCGUCCCGUGUUAUGAGCUGAUCGUUACUGUGAUUCCCGAAUGUCAACAGUUGCUUGACCGCUGUUUGUACAACAUGAAAAAGUGGCAGGAAUUGGCUGAUGAGCAAAAAAAAGCGGAACUUGAGGAAGAUUAAUUGAACGAUCUUGCUACGUAUUUGUAUGUAAAUCAAGAAUAAAAGGCGUCAACUGUUCCAAGAAAUACAAGAAACUUGUAGCAUGAUAGAAAUCGAUGUUUCAUUAUAGCUGCGUCCUUAGUGAUGAAUAAAG